Molecule: messenger RNA, 2090 nt
Organism: Anopheles arabiensis
Lineage: Eukaryota; Metazoa; Arthropoda; Insecta; Diptera; Culicidae
Exons: 3
Coding region: 204-1817 (537 amino acids)
Cellular component (GO): endomembrane system
Source: RefSeq, a predicted model, not a curated record
GCCACUGUGUGCGUGUGCGUGCGUGUGUCGCAUGCGUAAGCAAAGGUGACGUAUAAACAAUUGCAGGCGGGGGUUAAAGGUUCGCCGCCGUGAAGAGUCCACAUACGCGACGCCUGGUUUGGGUUGGCCAGGGCCACCCCCAGAAAGCGAAAGUUCGGUUGCACAUCGCUUCCGUUGUUUUUUAGCGGCCCCCCGAAACAAAAAUGGGACCGGGGCAGCUCCUGCUGCUUGCGACCGUCCUGCUCGUCGCCGUCCCGGCGACCGUGGCCCACGGCUGGGGCUCGGAGGACAUGGAGCUGUUCGAUCUGGUCGAGGAGGUGAACGAAAAUUUCUACACGCUGCUAAACAUCAACCAGACCGCGACGCUGGCCGAGAUCAAGCGCGCGUUCCGCACGCUGUCGGUCGUGCUGCACCCGGACAAGAGCGAUGCGGAGGACGCGAACAUACGCUUCCGCAAUCUCGUGUCCGUGUACGAGGUGCUCAAGGAUCCGGGCCGGCGGGAAAAGUACGACAAGGUGCUGAAAGAGGGCAUGCCGAACUGGAAGUCGGCGCUGUACUACUACCGGCACGUCCGGAAGAUGGGCAUGGCCGAGAGUGCCGCCAUCCUGUUCGUGGUGAUCACGGUGAUGCAGUACUUUGUCGCGUGGGCAGCCUACUUCGAGAAGAAGUAUACGGCGGAACAAAUCGUGGGUAGCAAGCUGAAGAAGCUGAACAAGAAAAAGCAAACGAACGUGCAACUGGAGGAGCUGAUCAACGAAAUUCCCCUGCCGAGCAUGAAAAACACGCUCCCGUGCCAGAUACCGGUGUGGCUGUGGUGCACGGUGACGGGGACGCCCGGCGCCAUUCGGCACCUGUUCGCGCUGUACUCGGAGCAGAAGAAGCAGCGGGAAGAGGAGCUGCAACGCGAGAAGGAAGAGAUCGAGCUGCAGGCAUCGCUCGAGGAGCAGCGGGCAAAGGACAAGGAGAACCGCAUCCUGCGCAAGCGCUCCAAGAAGAUGGUGGUGCCGGAAAAGACGGACGAAGAGCUGGCCGCGUACAGCCAGCGCAUCAACAAGCCGGGCCAGCCGGCGGAAGGGGCAAGCAGCGGCACCGCCGCGCCCCUGCCCCAGUCGGGCGGGCUGUGGACGGAGGACGAUCUGGUCGAGCUGGUGCGGCUGGUCAAGAAGUACCCGGGCGGUACGAGCAACCGGUGGGAGCUGAUCGCCGAGCUGAUGCAGCGCAGCGUCGAGGAGAUCACGUACAUGGCGGCCAAGAUGAAGGAGUGCGGCUACCGGUUGCCCCACCAGUCGGAGGGUGCGCGGGGGGACGAGAGCGGAGGCGCACCGGUCGCCGCCAAGGUGAAGACGAAAACGCGCGAUACCGCUGGCGGCGGCGGCGGCGAGCCGGCAGCGAGCGGCAGCACCUGGACGCAGCAGCAGCAGCAGGCGCUCGAGGUCGCCAUCCAGAAGUACCCGAAGUCGGCCAACUACGACCGCUGGCAGAAGAUCGCGAACAGCGUGCCGGGCAAGUCGAAGGAGGAGUGCGUCGCCCGCUACAAGUAUCUGGUCGAGCUGGUGAAGAAGCAGAAGAGUGCGGCGGCCGCGGAUGAGCCGGCGGCGGAUGGCGCUGCACCGCCCAAGCAGGACCCGCCCAAGCAGCAGGAUGGCGGUGGCGAUGAUGAUAAUGACGAUGACGGUGCAGCUCCACCACCACCACCACCGGCACCGACCGGUGGCAAGAGCCAGGCAAAGAGCAAGCGGCGGGAGCGCAAGAAAGCGAAAGCAUACUACAGCUACUCGGACGAUUCGGACAUGUCGGACGAGCCGGAGGAGAUAUGAACGUGCUGCCGCGUACGCGUGUGCGAUACUUGGGACGACGUGCGGCGGGAAAAGCAGGCACAAAGAGCACGCACCCCAUGGAGAACUGACGACGAUUCGUAUUUUUUUUUUUUCUGUUCUUCCUUCUACUUUUUUUUAAUUGCUCCCCUCGUUGCCCUCGCUGUGUGAAUAUCUGUUCAAGAUUGUUAUUGUUUGGGGAGGGGGAGGAGGGGAGACGGGAGGUAAAGACAGCCGUUAGAAUAAAAGAAAGCAUCGCUCAAGCGUGUGCUUGAA